Messenger RNA from Racocetra persica, 852 nucleotides. NCBI's taxonomy places the organism in Eukaryota, Fungi, Glomeromycota, Glomeromycetes, Diversisporales, Gigasporaceae. The record is from the annotation of a GenBank genome assembly.
CAUUUUAGCAACACUGGUUCAAGUAGCAAAAAGAAUAAGAAUGAAGAUUAUAAGCGUUAUUCAUCAAUUGAAGGCGUUCAUAAUAUCGUUCAUAAUAAAAUCGGUGGACCAAGUGGUCAUAUGGCAUAUACUGAGACUGCAGGAUUUGACCCUAUAUUUUUCCUUCAUCAUGCAAAUGUGGACCGUCUUGUUGCAAUUUGGCAAGUUUGCAAGUCCAAAAAAGAUAGCUGGAUGAAAAAAGACGGUAAAUUAGACGAAAAUACCAGUCUUGAGCCAUUUACAGGUUGGACUUCAAAAAAAAAACUAGAACUCGGAUACACUUAUCCUGAACUUGGGAUCGGUGAAGACCCAGAUCCAGAUAAGCUUUUGGAUAAAAUGCUGAAAUUUUACCAACCUACGCCUAUUUCGGAUCGCAAGUGGACGGUCAGCAUUAGUGUGAUGAAGAAUGAAGUUGGCUCGCCAUUUGAAAUUCGGGUAUUUAUUGAUUUACCUGAUAAUUCACCAAUUCCUCCUGUUACCAGCCCCAAAUUUACUGGUUUUAUAUCAAUAUUUGCUUGGAAUAGUAAAACAAAUUGUCCUAGUUGUGAUGCCAAUCCUAAUGUAUUAGUGAAUGAUAGUGUUGACAUUACUGCAUGCUUGUUAAGACUUAAUCUCGUUAACGAAGAAAAUGAAUUGGACUGGCCACCAUACAAUAAAGAAAAACCUUUGCACAAGCGAAUUUCUCUUGUGCCUGUGUUGUUGGAUGGAAGUCCACUGGUGAUGAAAGAAGUUGGUUUAAAGGCUGCGCAUUGUUGGGAUCUCAAAAUUCGUGGUAGAGCUGUAGAAUAUAUUAAACUUGGUCAAAUAGUUUAA